This is a messenger RNA of Galdieria sulphuraria, 1025 nucleotides long. RefSeq lists its product as uncharacterized. Lineage: Eukaryota; Rhodophyta; Bangiophyceae; Galdieriales; Galdieriaceae. Bases 30 to 998 code for a protein of 322 amino acids. The transcript has 2 exons. The record is from RefSeq and is a predicted model, not a curated record.
UGGAGGGAAGUUGGUUGUUGGCAAAGAACAUGUACAAGAAGAAACUAACUUGGUUCGUCCUUAUUUUGUUGAUAACAUGUUUCAAUGCGUUGCUAGAAAAGUUUUAUACUGUUCCAAGUCCUGGUAUACCUGAAGAAAGCAUUUUUCAGAUAACAACUGCUCAAGUGGAUAAGGAGAUUCCUUAUGAAAGCUGGUGGAGAGAUGAUACCGAUUAUGAGCAACAACAACAACAGUUAUCCAACCGUCCAACGACAUCAUCAUUCAGCCAUGAAGAAAUAUUCACAGAAGUGCAAGGAGAGUCAUCUAGUGAUGUAUCUUUCCAGUCUUCAAUAAGACCAAGCUUCAGUCAGAAACCAAAAACAACUCCUAUCAACAAAGAAACAACGAAGAAUACAAAUGCCCGUGAAAAGAAAGCCUCUGUGACUAAGAAUCAAUCAGGAGUCUCUAAGAAGGAAGCGAAACCAACCAUGAAAAAUAUGCCUGUUUCAAGUGCUAAGGAUAUUAUCUUUGAUGAACCCCAUUAUUUUUAUUUGAAUCAAACCAAAGUUAUGCUUAUGCUGAGUAAAUUUAUUAAGCAGUAUAGAAUCGAGUCAUUGGUUCUAGGAAGAUGCAAGAACAUGGAAGAGACUAUGGAGAUGAUCAAAGUAGUUGAAAGAUACCCCAAUAUGCGAUUCAUAGGAAUGCAUCCAGAUGCUAAGACAAUCGACAAAUACAGAAAGAAGUUUGGCGAAAGUUUGAAACGAAAAUUUGUGGUGAAGGAUGUUAUGGAUGAAAUUCCUUUUGGAUUUCAUUUGAUGUGGAAUUUGGAAGGCAUUCAUGAUCAGCCUUAUGAAACUGUGUUAAGAUAUUUUGUGCAGUUGAAGAGAAAAAAGUACAAAUAUGUAGCCUUGAUUCAUGUGUUAAACUCUAGCAACGAAAAAGUGAUCCGAGACAAGGGAACUUAUAUACCCAUCAAUGUAAGACCGAAGUGGCCACAAUCUUCAGUUAUUGCUUUAUGAUAUUUCACAAUUACCGGAUAUGGAAAA